Molecule: messenger RNA, 686 nt
Organism: Amphimedon queenslandica
Lineage: Eukaryota; Metazoa; Porifera; Demospongiae; Haplosclerida; Niphatidae
Product: serine/threonine-protein kinase CTR1-like
Exons: 1
Coding region: 1-609 (202 amino acids)
Biological process (GO): protein phosphorylation; signal transduction
Cellular component (GO): cytoplasm
Molecular function (GO): ATP binding; protein kinase activity
Source: RefSeq, a predicted model, not a curated record
AUGAGUAUAGCAUCACGAGUACGUCAUCCUAACCUGGUCCAGUUUAUUGGUGCAACUAAAGUGGGUAAUCCUCUCAUCUUGACCGAGCUGAUGAGCACUAGUCUUUAUAAAAAGCUUCAGGAGACUAAGUUAACAAAUCAACAGAUUCUGAGUAUUGCUCAAGAUGUAGCUUUAGGCCUCAACUACCUUCACCUGUUUAAGCCUCAGCCUAUUAUUCACAGAGAUGUCAGCAGCCCUAACGUAUUAUUAAAGCCUUGCACUGGAGCUGCUGGUUAUGAAGCUAAAGUAGCAGAUUAUGGUACAGCUAAAUUGCAACAAGGCACUAGUACUGGUACUGUUAUGCCAGGCAAUGUUGCAUAUGCUGCACCAGAAGCUCGUGAUCCUGAUCAACACAGUCCAGCAAUGGAUGUCUACAGUUACACUGUUCUCCUUAUGGAAAUGACAUUGUACUCUCCCCCAGAAAUGACGACAGGAGAGAGAGAAGUACAAUCUGGUAGUGUCUCCUGGUCUGAUAUGAAGUCUCUCAUACAAAGAGGACUUAAUGCUAAUCCUAGAGCUCGUCCUAUUAUGGCUCAAGUAAUAGAGUCAUUGAAAAGGAUGACGAUUUGAUUAAUUGUUUGUAUUUUUGAUAUUCUAAUUAUUACUGCUGCCUUUUAGUUAUAGUUUUCUAUUAUUUUUAGUAUAAA